This is a messenger RNA of Gymnodraco acuticeps, 2366 nucleotides long. RefSeq names its product protein kinase, AMP-activated, beta 2 non-catalytic subunit (gene prkab2). The transcript has 9 exons. Gene Ontology annotation, cellular component: cytoplasm; nucleus; nucleotide-activated protein kinase complex. Gene Ontology annotation, molecular function: protein kinase binding. The record is from RefSeq and is a predicted model, not a curated record. Gene Ontology annotation, biological process: signal transduction. Bases 837 to 1634 code for a protein of 265 amino acids. Lineage: Eukaryota; Metazoa; Chordata; Actinopteri; Perciformes; Bathydraconidae.
UCGUCAGUUAGCUGAGAUUCUUCCCGUUAAUCUGGUAUAACACAUUAAUAGGUUCUUAAAUAUUAAGAUGCCCUGAGACACGGUGUCGUGAAAAAAAAAGACCCGCCGAAGGGGUCUUUGGGGCUUAACAGGUUUUAAGGGAGAACACUUAUUGUUUGUGACUGGACAGAGCCGACAGCACCACGUAUUUCCUGUUUGGUACUGUUCAGCUGUUUCUUCACGAAUUUUAAACUGAGGUGGGAAGAAGAGAUGGAAAUCUUAAGGGAAUAUUCUAACGAAGGAUAUACAUACGAUGUUAUCCUCGACAUGCUGUCAACCCAUCACAACAUCAACAUGUCCCUUAGAACCAGGGGUGUAGUGCUGCCGGAGCGUCGCUCCGGUUGUUAGCAUCUGGUUAGCUAGCUAUGCUAACGUACAUAAGGAGUUGUUUCUAUCAUAACAAGGUGGAGGAGAGUCCUCACCUGUCAUACUGAGAGGAUCGUUAUGGGCCAGUGACGUCACCGAUGACAAACGAAGCCUCGCUGCCCCUCACGUGACUGCUUCAGAAAGUGUUUUAGAUCGGUUGAACCACAACGCUCAUAUUACCCAUGGAUGCAGGGGCGGACUGGCCAUCGGGACGUUCGGGAUACCGUUUCCCUGCAGCGUCGAGGCUCUGGUGACAGUUCACUCAGCUGGAAAGCAGUUGACUUACAACCGCAAGGUCCCUGGUUCAACGACUGGCCAAUAAUUGCUGGUGCUCCACCGAGCUGCAGGAGUUAUAAAGAGGUUGCCCCUACGCUGGAAACAGACUAAAAAUAAACAUCAGCUGGUACUGGAGCACCAUAAAUAGAGUUAUUAUGGGAAACACUAGUGACCGGGUGACUGGAGAUCGCCAUGGAGCCAAGUCCCAACGCUCCGACAGCAGCGGCAGCCCCAAAGACCAAGAGCACAGCGGCAAGAUGGUGGACAGCACCGACGACCCCAACAUCUUCAACACCCACGGGCCAGAGACCAAGCCGUUAGGUGAGAAAGAAGCCGAUCCCACUGACCAGGUGAAAACGGGUCCUCAGGCUCGACCCACAGUCAUCCGCUGGGCUGGGGGGGGAAAGGAGGUCUACAUAGCCGGUUCCUUUAAUAACUGGGGCACAAAGAUACCGCUCAAUAAAAGCCAUAAUGACUUUGUAGCCAUCCUGGACCUGCCUGAAGGAGAGCACCAGUACAAGUUCUUUGUAGAUGGACAGUGGGUUCAUGAUCCCUCAGAGAUGGUUGUGACCAGUCAGCUGGGCACCAUCAACAACCUGAUCCAGGUGAAGAAGUCUGACUUUGAGGUGUUUGACGCGCUGCAUGUCGACUCUCUGGAUAGCUCCGACUCAGAUCUGUCCAGCUCCCCUCCAGGUCCUUACGGCCAGGAGCAGUACGUCUUCAGACCGGAGGAGCACUUCAAAGCCCCCCCUAUUCUCCCCCCCCACCUCCUCCAAGUCAUACUCAACAAGGACACCAAUAUAUCGUGUGACCCCGCCCUGCUGCCGGAACCCAACCACGUCAUGCUCAAUCAUCUUUACGCUCUCUCCAUUAAGGACGGAGUAAUGGUGCUGAGUGCUACUCACAGAUACAAGAAGAAAUACGUCACCUCUCUGCUCUACAAGCCUAUCUAAACCUGAACUUGAUUGCUCCACAGUGCUUUUAGAGAGCAGCAUGUCUGUAUUCUGCUGUUUAUUCCCUGUUUCAUCACAUUUAGCCAAACCUUGCACUGAAACAGGUUUACAGGUGAGCGAAGGCCAGCAGCUGGGGCUUGGUGUUUAAAAAAGGCUGCACUUCUGUCUACAUAGGGCUCUGAACACAGUUAGUGUGUGUGAAGGGCUUCAGAGAGAGGAGGAAACAUACACUGGCUUUCACCUGCAACUCUACAGACAGAUCAGAGACUGACUAAAUCACUGUGUGUGUGUGGAGUGUUUGCUGCACAUUGUGAAUAUAUGCAUGUCCGUGUUAAACAAGGAGGGAGAUCUGUGAAGCAUCACUUUCUUUACUGGUGAUUUUAAUGAUUUGAUGUGGAGUAACAGUUUAAUUUCAAAGUGUUGUGUGAUCAUAUCCUCCUUGAACUGAUUUCAAGUGUUGAACUACUGACUUGACAGCGUUUAUGAAAGGUGCAUGCAGUAGAGAAUAGGUCAGUGUCUAGAUGCUAAAGCAGACUUUGGAUUAGUUCAACAUAAAGUGCAAUAACGUGCUGCUGUAUCCUCUUACAUGAUAAUAAAGAAUAGGAUGGGGAGGAAGCAGUGAACAACAUCUUGUUUUGUCAGUUAUAGUUACAUGUGCUACAUUAUAUUGACUUUCUCAGCAUUCAACCGUUAUUCAGUGCAAUUACAACGUGAAUUAAACUAUAAACAAGA